This is a messenger RNA of Anopheles funestus (African malaria mosquito), 1133 nucleotides long. Its product is annotated as chymotrypsin-1-like. Gene Ontology annotation, biological process: proteolysis. The coding region runs from base 76 to 855 and encodes 259 amino acids. NCBI's taxonomy places the organism in Eukaryota, Metazoa, Arthropoda, Insecta, Diptera, Culicidae. The transcript has 3 exons. Gene Ontology annotation, molecular function: serine-type endopeptidase activity. The record is from RefSeq and is a predicted model, not a curated record.
GAUUGUGCGUACUUAAGCUAGAGAACAUUUCCAACCAUUGUCUAUUGGCGUCUGUGAAGUGAAGUGGUGACCACAAUGAUUUUGCUACUGGUAGUGUCUUUCGCCUGUAUCGGAUUAGCGCACGCUGGUCCGAUCGAUCAGGGUAAAAUUGUGAAUGGGACGGAUGCAGCGAUCGAAAACUACCCAUUCGUUGUGUCACUGCGUGGUGCUACUGGUGGUCAUUCGUGCGGUGGCAGUAUCUUGAAUAGUCGCUGGAUUCUAACAGCGGCACACUGUGUCGACUAUACAACGCCACUGUACCAAACGGUUCAGGUGGGACGUACGAACAUUUCGCGCACUGAAGACGAAUCGAUAUACGCAAUUGAGGACGUGGUGAUCCAUCCCGGUUACAAUCCGGCCGAUAGCUACAUUGAUGAUAUUGCACUGUUGAAGUUACGCAAACCGCUGGUGUUUAGUGAACAGGUGCGACCGGUACGGAUGCCGAAACGAUUCUUUGAGAUCGAUACGGAAGAGUCCAAUGUGGUGACGCUCGUUGGCUGGGGUCGGAAUGCCUCCGAUGGACCAGUGCAAACAACGUUGCAGCAGAUCGAUUACUAUGCAGUGCCGAACGACGAAUGCAAUGUUAUCCACGGCAAUCACAUCUAUCCUACGCAGAUCUGUGCAGCGGAACCUGGAGGUGGCAAGGGACAGUGCAGUGGAGACUCUGGUGGACCAUUGAUGUAUAAAGAGUUCCAGGUAGGCAUCGUGUCGUGGAGUAUUAAACCGUGCGCCAUCGCUCCAUAUCCGGGAGUGCUUACCAAGGUUUCGUACUAUGUGGACUUUAUCAAUCAGUAUGCGAGCGAAUACAAUUCUUGAAUCCAAAUAUCCCCCCAGGAAAGGAUAUAUUUUUGCCAUCUAAAAAUACACUCUAGUUCCUUAUCAAAAACCUUUUUUUUGUGAACAACGUCCAGUUGUUAGACGUCGAAAGAUUAUUCUGUAAACUGAAUUAAAUAAAAAAAAACCAUUUCAGAUGUGGAAAUCAAAACAAAUUCAAAGGAUUAAAAUUAAUUGAUUUUAUAUUCUGAAGAAUACGCUAGAAAGAAUGAAGAAGCACUGGGAAGAAUCGUAAAUACAUUGGUGACCAAAUAUUUAAA